AUGGCGGCUUCUGACGAUCUUACCGACAAAAAUAUUGUUUUUAGAAAUCUCAAAGCAAUAUCUGAGAACAAGGAAUGCUUCGAUUGUAGUGCGAAGAAUCCGACAUGGGCAUCGGUUACAUACGGCAUUUUCCUCUGCAUGGAUUGUGCAGCUACUCAUCGGAGCCUCGGUGUUCAUAUCAGCUUCGUCAGAUCAACGAGUUUAGACUCAUGGAACCCUAAGCAGCUGAGGGCGAUGAUGUUUGGUGGAAACAAGCGCGCUCAGGUGUUUUUCAAGCAACAUGGAUGGACCGAUGGUGGAACAGUGGAGGCUAAGUACACUUCAAGAGCUGCUGAUUUGUAUCGCCAGAUUCUUGCCAAGGAAGCCAUUGCACAAGAUACUAGUAGUGGUCUACCGGAAGCACCUAAUGGGGUCUCUUCUUGUGCUGCCAACGAAACUUCUUCUUCGCCUAAAGCUUCUAAUACCCGGUUAAAAACAACGGCGAAGCUGGCUACUAAGGCAAAAGAAAAUCAUUACGACAAGGAACUGGAUGAAUCCGUUGCUAGAGAAAUUUUAACUUGUAGCAGUGAAAUCAAAUCGUCAACUGGUUCGUCAUAUGGCGACUUGCAAUGUGGAGGACAAAGCGGUGGUGGAAGCCAUGUAGCUCCACCGAAGCCAUCAUCAAGCUUGAGCCCUUGGACAGUUUAUAUUGGAGAAUCGGAUGUAGCAAGAAGGAAGUUCCCAGACGCAAAGUCCAUUUCUUCUGCUCAGUUUUUUGGAUAUGAGGAUAUCUCAAAAACUAGCCAUGAGGAGAAGAAAGAUAUGUGGACGUCAGUGAAGGAGCAGCUCAUUAGGACAAAUAGGGGUUUUGAUGUUCAUCGCGUCCGUAGGGAAGUGACAGAGUUAAUGCAGAAACUGAAUGCCCCAGAAGCUGAUGCCAUCCCUCUUGCCACCCGUCAGGCAUGGGUCAAGAAACUGUAUGACGAGGUCAGCCAAUAUAAUAAUCCCGGGUCAGGCUUCUUCGGUGGUGGCCCCCAAUGCCCCAUUCUAUAUAGUGCCCAAUUGGAUGCGCUCAACUUAUUGCGGCAACUACAUGGCUUACCUCACCAACAGAGAUAA
Molecule: messenger RNA, 1098 nt
Organism: Microthlaspi erraticum
Lineage: Eukaryota; Viridiplantae; Streptophyta; Magnoliopsida; Brassicales; Brassicaceae
Source: the annotation of a GenBank genome assembly